UAAGGCUGGAUUAAUAGGGGGAGUGAUUAAAAAAAAGUGUUUGUGUGUGGUUCUUUCUUGCUUUUUUUUCCUGUCGUAGUAGAAGCUCAAUUUGGUUUACGAAGGAAAGGGCACAAGAGAGACGAGUUGGUGUUGAUUUUCGAUUUUGUUUUGCUUCUGGAGUUACCGUUAUUUCACUGCAGGUAGACAAGAAAAACAAUGAUAUAAUCCAAAACACCUGGCUGAAAUUUUCCACCAUGGCGAGCCCCACGAUCGAAUCUCUAUGUUGUUUAUCGAGCACGAAUGCCUUCAGUAAAGACUUUCUCAUAGACUUCCAGAGUGUGCCUUACAAUGCCAUAUCCAUUCUGGCAUCCCUUUUUGGCAUGGCUGGUGCCAUAUACCAGGUUCUUCCCCGAACACUUGGUAAUGGUGCUAACGGUCGAGGGGGAAGGUUUUUCAAGACGAGGGGGCGCCUUAUCAUAAGAUGGCUAGCCUUUGCUGACCUUCUGGCCGCAUUCGGGAUUCUUGUAAGAUCGGCUUCCUGGCUUGCCGAUGACACUUUUGGAUCAAAGGCAGAUGACAGCAGACUAGGGCAGUCUAUGUGCAUCAUAACAUCGGUUAUUAUCCACUAUUUCUACACUGCAACAUACUGCUGGACCUUCUUAUAUGCCCUGGAUGUGAAGCUGGUAAUGCAUGAGAGACGCAUAAGCCACCGCAUGUACCAUGCAGUGGCUUGGAGUGUUCCGCUAAUCCUGUGCCUUAUGGGACUGCUCAUCCUGUAUCUUCCUGAUCUAAAUUGCCACAGUCAAGCCGUGAACCCGUAUCUGAGAUUUCUGCCGAAUUAUUUAAGCACAUUUAUUCCCAUUGUCAUUGUUAUGAUUGGCAACCCAAUACUUUAUUGCAUAGCGUUCUCAAGGGUUGAAAAGCAAAUAAUGUCAGCCAGAGGGAGAUUCACCCACUCAGAACGGCGGGUUGUUGAUGGUCUGCGCAAGAAGUUCUUGCUAAUCAAUGGAGUUUUUUAUCUCUGCUGGUUGCCAAAUAUCAUCAAUGGCAUCGUCUUGUGGACAUCUUGGAAUAAUCUUCCUAAAACAUUUAUUAUAACAGUGUGGUAUCUUAUGGCAAUCCUAAAUCCACUGCAGGCCGUAUUUAACUCCAUGGUGUAUCGCAGCUGGGAGGCAGGUAGUGGCAUCUCAAAGCCCAGUUGGUUCCCAGCAAGAUUAUGGCCAAAGCAUUCAUCACAACAGCUGGAGGUGCCCAAUGUCAAUGUUGAUGAUCUUUAUAACGAUCAGGUUCCCGAACAAGAAGAGUCUGUAGAAGAAUCUCCUCAGCGUUCUGUUUCUAUGAGGUUGUCACAUGAACGAACACCAUUACUGCACUCUUUGUCAAAAGAUGGAGUUAAUCAAAGCCAGCAUGAGGUCACCAGUAGCCAGACUGCACCUAAAGCAUAUACUUAAUACACAAGUUGUUUCUGCUCCAAUGUAGUUAAAUACAUUAUGGAUUGCACUGAAGCAUAUACUUACUACUUAUAUCUUCAGGUCACCAAAUUACCAUGUGCCAAUAACCUGAAUGGUAUGGAACACAUAUAGUACAUUUGCUUCUCUCUGUUUUUGGCAGUCUCAGGGAAAUGCUCUCUAAUUACAUAUGCAUCUGGAAAAAGCAUGGUAAUACUUUGACUUUACAGACUUCUGAAACUAAACACUUUUAUCAAAUGCUGAAUCAACUUUAAGCAGGCCUAGCAGAAUGUACCAGUAUGACAAAAUGUCCACUUGUUCUAUGUUCUCAGUUGUCUCUAAGUAUUACAUCCCAAGUCACAGUGCAUAUGAAAAUUUUCCUUUCCUCUGCAGUAUUGUUGCUCAGAUGAUAAUACUGACAAUUUUUUGAAAAUCAUUUGUUUUUAAUUGCUUUAAUGAUCAACAGUGCUUUACUUCAUUUAUCUAUGGCUUGUAUCACUGGAUCUAUAAUGCUUUCUAAGGGAGUUUCUCAGAAGUCACAAAGAAUUUGUCAUCAGUCACAAAGCUCUCAAGAAAGUUCAUAUACUAUAAUAUGACAAGCUUAAUCUUGCAUCUGCUUUCCAGAUUUGUUUACCUUUUUUCUCAUUUACAUUUGUCUUACUAAUUCUAUAGUUCCUUGAAUAUUUAUUACAUUUAUUUUAUUGAACAAGAUCACCUGUUACAUUUUUAGAAACCUUUUAUUUAUAUAUUUUUUCUUUCUUUUCUUUAUGGCAUAGUCAAUUCAAAAGCAUUGUAAGUCUUAUGGUGUUCUGUAUCUUUUGGUACUGAAAAUUAAUAAUUUUUAUGUUUUAGUAUACAUUAUUCACAAAAUAUUUUAUGCUACUUGAAAGAUGAUUGAAGCACGUAAUGAACAUCUUAAGGCUGAAAGUUAUUUAUAUAAGAUUUUGAAAACUUGGAGCAUUCCAUGUACUAUUUUAUGCCAUAGAAAUAGUAUCACGAGUAUAUAUUAAAUGCAUAGAUGCCAUAAGAUCUAUCAUUAAAAUGCAGACAAUGUUAUAGAGAGUUGCUAAUCAUACAUUCCAACUGUCUCAACAUUCCAAUUUUCAUUCCAGAUAUAUCCUUGAGAUAUAUUUUUUUUAAAGAUUGUUUUAUAGUUAAAUAUAUAAUGCACUUUUUAUUAUGCUCACUGACCUCCAUCCACAAAUGCUAACCAGAUAUCAGGUUUACUCGGAGGAUGGGAAUCUCUUCUUGACAGCUAACUGAUAACUAUUGCAACAAAAAGGGGUUGCACCUGUUAAUACUCACUGCCAUAUUCAUUGCAUUAUACCGACUAACUUUUGUAGGUAUUUUGUGUACAGGGCUUUUCAUGCAGUUGAUUGACAUUGCUAGGCAAGAUACUCCUUCCAUUGGAACAACUUUGAACAGAGCAUAGUGGGUAGAUGUUGCCAGCUAUUGAUACCUGUUUUAGUUGAUUUUUCUUUUCUGUUUUACUGAUCACUGUUUUAUAAUCAUUAUUAUUAUUAUUGGUGUUAUUAUUAUUUUUAUUAUUAUUAUUAUUAUUAUUAUUAUUAUUAUGAUGGUAAUUUUCAUUAGCAGUAGUAAUAGUAGUAGUAUUGCUGCUACUACUACUAUUACUAGUGUUAUUGUUAUUACUUUUGCUUUAGUUAUUAUAUGUAUGUUUGUGUAUGUACAUUUUUUCCAUAUAGGUUUUCCAUUCCUCCCAUACUUACAGCCUUGAAUAUGUAAUAUAUUUUUUAUUACCAAUUAUUGCAAUGGUGAGUUUGUUGCAAAAGCUGUUUGUUCUCAUUCACAAACUUGCUUUUUUUAUUAUUUUUGUAAUAUUACCUAUGCAACUACAUUAUUAUUAUGUAAUUGCAAAUAUUGAUAGUAAUUAAAACUGAAUGAUCAGAAAUCUAUUCCCUUGACAGGAUAUAUAUAUAUUGUAACAAGAUUUGUAAGUUGAAAAGGACUCAAAUUUUGUUAUUUAACAAAAAAUAUUAGUAAAGGGUUGCAAAAUCCUGUACAUGUCUGAAUGUGUUUUCAAGGGCACUCUUUAUAAUUUAAUCUUUUCCAUUCUUUCUUUGUUAAUAUUACUUGUGUACCAAUGAAAUAUAUUUAAGAGUGUAAUGAAUACUUCUCUUUUUUCUUUUUCUUUUUCUUUUUUUUUUUGCGUAAAGAAAUACAUAUAUAUUUACCUAGAUUGCGAAGCUUAUUUCCCACUUUAGCAUUUGGCAUCUAAGGAACUGCCAUCAGCAUAAAGAUAUUGAUAUUUUUAUAAGGUACUGCGUGUAAUUAUAUUUACAGAAUUUACACUGUCUGAUUAUAGUUGCAUUAGAUUAACAAGAUAUGGCAUAAGAGUUACUGGAAAGAAUUUGCCACAUGCAAAUGUUUGAAUUGAUAAUCUCUUUACAGUCUUACUAUUUAGAAGUGCUUAAGGUUAUUCUUUUUUUUCAAGCAGCAGAUAAACUGGGAGAUAUCAUAAAAAGAUCAUUGUUUUGCUUUCUGUGGACAAGUUGUUAAAACCUAGAAGUCUUAAUUAUCAUAUUAGGUUUACAUAGUUUUUUUAUAUAUCUAUUUAUAUGGGACUGUAAACAGCUCAUUAAAUAUUACUCAAGUCAAUAAACUUUUCAUUGGUACAAUAUACCUCUGUUAUUUUUACUCCUUAAUUUUCACUGUUUUGAUCCCAGGAAUGGAGGGUAUGAAAUGGUAAAAAAAAAUGUCAAUCUGAUAGUUAUUUCAUACAAAUGAAAUGCCCCUUGAAUAACAAGAUGCUCUACCACACUACACACUAAAGAAAUGCCUCUGUCAAAUAAGACAAUAGUUAAAUAAUAUAGCUAUAUUUCAUCUUCUAGUAGUGUAUGGUGAAAGUCCACGCAAGCUUUAUCAUAGUGUAUAAGUACAAUAACACACUAGGUUGAGUCUUAUGAAUUAAUAUAAACAUGCUACAUGAAAGCCCUUUUUCCCAUGUGGGAAUUUGCAAACACAUUUUUUGAGAACCCUUGCUCUGAAGAAUGAAAGCAUAUUAAUCACAUUCUGAUACAUUUUGUUUCAAUUUGUUACAGUGGUUAAUUGAUUCAUCUUGCAACAUUCAGGGCUCAUGUUUAAAUUUCUUUUAGUCAAUUGCAAUACAUUUUGCACUCAUACAGUGUAGCAGACCAAAGAUAUUGAAUGCAAAAAGAUAAUCAGUAUCCUUAAAUUGAUCCAAAGGUUCAUUGUUUUAAGCUUCCAUCAUCAUCUCAAUGGAAGAUCAUGUCUUUAUCCUGAUCUGGUCUAUAUUUUUAUCAUGUUCUCUAUAUGUUUUUCCACAUGUUCAAAUAAACUGCAUAUUACUUAGA
Penaeus indicus is the source of this 4765-nucleotide messenger RNA. Its product is annotated as G-protein coupled receptor 143-like. Gene Ontology annotation, biological process: G protein-coupled receptor signaling pathway; melanosome organization; regulation of calcium-mediated signaling. Bases 237 to 1433 code for a protein of 398 amino acids. The record is from RefSeq and is a predicted model, not a curated record. NCBI's taxonomy places the organism in Eukaryota, Metazoa, Arthropoda, Malacostraca, Decapoda, Penaeidae. Gene Ontology annotation, molecular function: dopamine binding; L-DOPA receptor activity; L-tyrosine binding. The transcript is spliced from 9 exons. Gene Ontology annotation, cellular component: plasma membrane; melanosome membrane.